Oryza sativa Japonica Group (Japanese rice) is the source of this 1529-nucleotide messenger RNA. RefSeq names its product NAC domain-containing protein 73. NCBI's taxonomy places the organism in Eukaryota, Viridiplantae, Streptophyta, Magnoliopsida, Poales, Poaceae. Gene Ontology annotation, cellular component: nucleus. Gene Ontology annotation, biological process: regulation of DNA-templated transcription. The record is from RefSeq and is a predicted model, not a curated record. Gene Ontology annotation, molecular function: DNA-binding transcription factor activity; transcription cis-regulatory region binding.
AGCACUAUUCUCUUCUUGUGCCACACCCUUCAAAAAGUGCUCUCUCUCAAAUUUAACUCCCUCCCCAAUUUCUUCUCCAUCUCUUUAGAUCUCUCCCCUCUUCGAUCAAAUUAAGCCUCUCAGUCUCAUCAGAUCGAGCUCAACCAAGGGUCGAUCCAAGCAAGAAUGAGCAGCGACGGCGCCUCUGGAAGCAUUGGAAUGAAGCACGACGACGGCGAUCACCGGCCGAGCACCGGAGCGUCGUCGCGGCGGUGCCCCAGCUGCGGCCACGACCCUGACUGCAACAAGCCGUUCGACAUGGUUGGGAUGCCUGCCGGCGUCAGGUUCGAUCCGACGGACCAGGAGCUGAUUGAGCACCUGGAGGCCAAGGUGAAGGAUGGCGGCUCAACAUCGCACCCUCUCAUCGAUGAGUUCAUACACACCAUUCAAGGAGAAGAUGGCAUCUGCUACACACAUCCUGAGAACCUGCCCGGUGUGACAAGGGAUGGCCUGAGCAAGCACUUCUUCCACCGGUCAGCCAAGGCCUACCCCACUGGCACAAGGAAGCGGAGGAAGGUCCUGGCUGAUCAGCAGCCUGACGACCAUCCACAGGCCAGCAAGGGCAGAAAUGUCGCGGCGGCGGAGACACGGUGGCACAAGACCGGCAAGACGCGGGAGAUCACGGUGCGCGGCCAGCCCAAGGGCUGCAAGAAGAUCCUGGUGCUCUACACCAGCUUCGGCAAGAAGCGCAAGGCGGAGAAGACCAGCUGGGUGAUGCACCAGUACCACCUCGGCGAGCUGGACGACGAGAAGGAAGGGGAGCUCAUCCUCUCCAAGGUCUUCUACCAGACGCAGACGCGGAGCGCCGCCGCAGCAGAGGCACCGGUAAGCUCGGGUGCUGCCAUGGAGGUGCAGGGACAGCAGCAGCAAGUGCUGAAGCUGCAGGCUGAUGAUGGUCACUUCAGCUCAGCUCCUACCAAGAAGAGACUGCAUCAGGAUGUUGUAGCACAAGUAAAAGUUGAUCGGGGUCACCACUGCAUGCCAGCACAACGCCAAGUCAACUUCAAUUUGAAAGUAACUCCUGUGCCCACCACCAGUUCAUUCCCUGUCGUUGUCGACAAACAGUUGUAUUCUCCUGUGGCGCUAUUCCGAAGUGAACAUCUUCAUGUAGGGAAGAACUUCAAUUCAUCAGCCCCAAAAAGCAGAUUGGCCUCACCAGCGCUGGCCUCCUGACAACCAAGAUCAACAUGGAUAACUUCCUGGAUUCACAGUAGAUGAACUUAACUGGUAAAUGGUUCUAGUGUUGAUUUUGAAACGUACAACAGAAACUGGCUGUAAUAUCUUCGGCUACUGCUAGAGUGCUAGUGCUAGUAACCUAUCUACUUCUGUUCUUAGCCCGUAGGGCAGUAUUGUUUCUUAUUGAGAAUGACUGUCUAUAUACAUGUACAAAAUCUCUUAUAUUAUGAAAUAGAGGUAAUAUGUAGUUUUUCUGUUUAUGUUUGUAGGAUACUAACAUCAAUAAAAUCAGACAUGAUAGAUUUCUUCAUCCA